Messenger RNA from Betta splendens (Siamese fighting fish), 3235 nucleotides. RefSeq names its product protein FAM53C-like. Bases 302 to 1534 code for a protein of 410 amino acids. The transcript is spliced from 5 exons. The record is from RefSeq and is a predicted model, not a curated record. Gene Ontology annotation, biological process: protein import into nucleus. NCBI's taxonomy places the organism in Eukaryota, Metazoa, Chordata, Actinopteri, Anabantiformes, Osphronemidae. Gene Ontology annotation, cellular component: nucleus.
AAGGUUCGUCUUAUUUCGAAUGGCGAGACAUUGUUUUUGCGCUCCCUCUAUCUUGGUAUCGUCCGAAGGCUAUAAAUUCUCCGCUAAACCGCUCACCAAGCGUUGCGCUGUGUGCAGCUUCGGUUGCUUAGGAACCAUCGAAUGCAGGUGGUGUAAAGACAAUGUCGGCAUAGUGAGAAAGUUGGUCGAUCUGGCUGGUUGAGGUGUAGAGGGGACACCACAAACCAUGCCAAGAUUCUGACUAUUACAAGUUCCACUGCCCUCAGUAAAUCUUGUCUUUGCCUGGACUGUACCUACAAUUAUGGUGACUCUUAUCACAGAGCAGCUCCGAAAACAGAGUUUGGAAGAACCUUGUCACAAGGCUUUCUCAUUUAGUGUGAAAGCGUCAUUGCCUGCAGUUGGCUCCAGUCCUACUGUCUCAUGUAGCACUUGUGUUCCAACAAAAGAAAGUAGCUCGACUAUACGCCAAUCAUCCAAAGCUACCUUUCUGCAGAAUUCCUGUGAACUUGAACCCCUAUGGCCGCAUUCCCACUCUGGACACCCUCUGCAAAGAACAGUGGUUUCCUUCACAGAUGAGGCCCUCCAAAGCUCCCCUCCACCCCCACCUCCAAAACGCCAUUGCCGGUCUCUCUCUGUUCCAGAGGACCUGUCUCAAUGCCGCACCAGCUGGCAUCCUAGUGCAUCGAAGGUUUGGAUCCCAGUGAAACGUGGUUGCCAGAGUGGAGGAGUGUCUAGUUCAGGUUCUGCAGCUAGCUCUUUGCCACUUUGUGGUCCAAGUUCAUCCUUUACCUCUUCAUCUUUACACUCAUCUUCUAGCCCUACCUUCUUUAGCUUGGCACUAUCCUCUGAUUCCCCAUUACCAUGGAGCUUCCAGUGGGACCCUUGUGACAGACUAAAAGGUGCCUGCUCUGCCACCUUUGCCACCCCUUCUUCCUGCUCCUCCUCACCGGCCCCACUGAUUUCCCACUCAUUGCUGCAGCGACGUUUUUCCCUUUCGCCUGUGCACAUUCAGGAUGCGUCUGUUAUCCUGCCAGCACAACCCAUUCCCGCCUCUGCUCUGUCAUUUGGUUGUUCUGGCAUAGAGCAUCCAGCCCUGUCUCAAUCACCUACUUCAGUCUGCAGUACGCCAUCCUCUUCUAGGCGCGACCUGCACCCAGCGCUGCCACGGUGCCACUCUCAGCCCUGUGACAUGCGCAAGCCUCGCUUGAAGAGACGCCAUGAUGCAGAUGUUCUGCCGUGCAUGAGACCAGGGCUGGACUUUAGCAAGAUGACACAGAUUGGUAAUCGUGAGAGCCCAAUGUGUGACACAGGAAGCUGCAUAGUUCCUGUGUCCUACCAGGCAGAGCAGCACUCAACCUUCUCCCCUGCAGACUUUCUGGGCCGAGCUAGCAUUGGGCCAUUAAGUGAAAGUGAUGAAGAUGAUGAUGAUGAUGAUGAUGAAGAAAGAAAAAGGAAUAUAUUAGAUGGAGGACAAAAAGUUAUUUUUGAAAGGGACUGCACAGACCUGGACUUGAACCUAAUAGAAGAAAACUGAACAGUUUGUGGUACUUCUAGUGUUAUUACUGCAUUCCUAACAAUGUUAAGCACACCUGUACGCUUUGUGCUCUCCUUUGGGAACCUGCUGCCCUCAUACGGCUCAUGUCCAGAUUUUAUAAUCAAAAACCCAGCAAUUAGGAGCUUAUAUCAAAUUGCAAUUUCAUAACUGUUAUUCGAGGUAGUUCACUAUUCAACAAAAGAAUCGAAGAAAUGUCAUGGUGCCUGCCUGUUCAGAAACCCACUGUACCCCACGGAUAUGUGCAUGAGUGCAUAUUUGACAAAUAUCUCAUUGAUGCAAUUCUUUUUUUAACCCUAAUUGUUGGUAUGCAUCUUACUAUUCUCACAUCAUUUUAAAAUAGCAUUAUAUACUGAAAUAAUGCAAACUGCUUGGCCAUAUUGUAUAGUCUCAUAGUUUUUUGAGAUUAUAUAAAAAAAAAAAAUAACUGCUGAAAUAUUAAGAUGCGAUAUCCUUUGCAUACACUUUUGUAUUUCUCUCAUUAGGUGAGAAACACACGUGUCCCUACAAAUACAAGGCUGGUGGUGCUGGUUGUGUGUGUGAUUUGCAAAACAAAAUGUGGAAAUAUAAAUCGAAUAUGUUCAACCACAUGUAGUACAAACAUAACCACACAGUACAUGGCCCUAUGACAAAUAUUGCUCCCAACAACAUUUCGUUACCUACUGCAGAAGUUGUUUCUAGUGGUUCUCCAUGCAGUUGAGCAUAAAUGACAGAUAUGUGAUCAGACUGGGCAAGUGCUACUGAAUCCACUCAAUGUUUAUCUUUGUUGACAAAGAAUUCAGGCCACUGACAUUAAAAUUGACACUCAUUUGAGAUGUUUUUUGUGACUUGUCAAAAAACCCUAUUGCUGAAUAUGCAAAUUUUAACAUUUUAUUUUUUAGUAUUUUUGGGGGAAAAAUGUAAACUAUGUAGUUUUUUGCCCACGCCUAGCAACCAGAAUCCUUGUAGUUUUUUUUUUUCCUCUAAUCAUUUGAAUAUGCAAUGGAAUCCCGUGGUUUAAUCUAGUGGUCGGAGGGUCAGCAUUUCUCAUCACUCCAGCAGUUACUGCUGUAAAUUGUUUUAAACAUGAAUGUAUGUGAACUAGUGAAGCUGGGUUUAACGUUGCCAUGUAAAGGUUAAAAAGAUAAAGGAGCACAAACAUAAUACGUUAUACUUAGAUGGUCAGUUCUUGGUUAAAAAAGAUAUUUCAGUAUUUCACUGCAGUUCCUUUAAAUACCUCACAUCCUAAUAAUGACCUGCUUUUACUGCUUUUCUCCAGUUAUUUUCUUGUUCCUUUCAAAGUAGCAAUCAGUCAACAAAGGGUUAGGGGUUACAAUUUAUAGCUCAUAGCUGAAACAAUAGUGUGUAUGUUUCAAGUAUACUCUGUACUUUUUUUUUUUUAUUUCCCCUGUAAACUGACCAUGCCUUAAGGUUGUAAUACAGAGUUGUUGACCUUAUUUUUCAGCCAGACAUUUUUGCAGUGUCCUGUUGUGGUAAUUGAGAUGAUUUUGAACAGGUGACACGCACUAUUGUAGUGAACUGAAAAACUGUAUGAAUGCUGGGCGGAAUAUACUGUACAGUGACUGGUACGAAUUCUGAUGAGUUGGUGGCCUUAGAGAAAUACGUAUUAAUGUGUUUUCAGAUGGAAAUAUUCUUGUUGCACAACCAAUGUACAAAUAAAAUUUAAUAGAUUUUUUUCGAAAA